This is a messenger RNA of Pieris napi, 1148 nucleotides long. RefSeq lists its product as uncharacterized. NCBI's taxonomy places the organism in Eukaryota, Metazoa, Arthropoda, Insecta, Lepidoptera, Pieridae. The coding region runs from base 1 to 690 and encodes 229 amino acids. The record is from RefSeq and is a predicted model, not a curated record. The transcript has 2 exons.
AUGAGGUUGAAAAUCACAGAUUCGGUGCGAGUGGCACCCAUCCAGCUGCAGAUCGCUCAGGCGAUGCCCCUAGAGUAUAUGGGCGAUGCUGCUAGAGUACGUGAGUUCGUUGCGAGUGGUGCAUCUCAAGUUGCAGGUCGCGCAGGGGAUGAGGAUGAAAGCCACGGAGAAGGUGCGAGUGGCGCCCCUCAAGCUGCAGCGCGAGAAGGCGAUGCCGCUGGGGUACCAGACUCCAAAGCAGAACGCUCCGAUGCACAAGAUACUCAAAGUGAAGGGAGUGACAACGCAUCGAGAGCUAGCCCUUUCUUACUUCAGGAAAGAGGAAGAUCUAGGUAUAGAUACAAUAACCGUGGUUACGGAAGAGGUAAUUACUACCCAUCUUACCCAAAAUACCAAGGAUAUGUACCCCACGGCGGGCGCCACUACUACUUUCCAAGAAAUGGGGAAGACGCUGAAGGGAACGAAGCUGUAGCUGGAGACUCUGCUGGAUCCAGUCCAAAUGCGGCCGCCAGUCGUACCAGCCCAGGAGUAGAUGAGGACCCUGGCUGCUGUGGUAAUGGAGAAGCUGAACGUGACGGAGGUAGCGGCUAUUACAAUGGACCAGGAGGUUUCGUUUAUGGUGCAGCGUCCAGACAUGGCGCCGGGUCAAGCAAGCACGCAGAUGCGGAAAACGAGAAUCCUAGUGCUUAGGCGCUUAGUAUUUUUAAAUGUUCCUUUAUUAUAUUAUUUAUGUAUAUGUAUUUGUUUUUAUAGAUAACUAUCUGAUUUUAUAAACAUUACUGGGUAAAUACUUGCUAUGUACCACUGCAAACAUGCAAAGCGGCAGAAUGAUAUGAGACAUGAGACAAUUUUAACAAUUGGAAAGUGUAAUUAUUGUGAGUAAAAAUGUUUAUUAAUAAUGUCACUAAUUGACAAUCUUUUAAAGCAAUUUCUUAUUUCACAUUUAUUAAAUUUCCAUUUUCUAUUUCAGACAUCAAAUGUCUCAAUGAACCACUACAUUCAGGAAAUGUCCAAGCAACGAGUAGCCCAUAUGCACCAAACAGCACCAACGCAACAACAGCUUCAAUUUUUUAUAAUGUAUCAGAAUUAUUGUAUUGUAUUUAUUAUGUAUAAUUUCGUAUAAUUAUUGAAUAUAUGUACUUUAUAUU